UCCACAAAAAUGCUAAUGGUGACUUUUAAGGACUCUCUUCAGCAAAGAAUGCUGGGACAUUACUGGGCUAUAAGAAUGGAAGUAACAGCUGAAGCCAAGUCACCUAAGAUUUAGGAGACAAGUGAAGACCGUCAGGAGGAGUGACACCAAACCUGACUUGGAGAUGUCAGAGGAAGAAGAUUCCUUUCUAAACGUUAAAAGAUCUCUGAAGAAGCGAAUGGUGAAACAUAGCACUCCAGUGGACUCAAUACUCUCAAGAACUAUGCUAUCUCUUACAGACCUGACAAAUCAGUCAAUCAGGGACCAAGAUGCCACUAAGAGAUGUUACGGAUCCCCAAUGCCAAAAAUGUCUCUAAGCAAAUCAUUAGCUCAGGUAUCAUCAGUACGUGUUGAAGCGUACUUCCCUCAAGUAAUAUCCCCAAAAGGACUUUCAGUAGUCUUUGACUCGGAAGAAUCAAGUGAAGAGAUAAGCCAAAGUUCUCGGGCUUUAUUUUCUAGAAGGAGACUUUCAACAGUGUUGGCCUCAGAUGAAUCUGCUGAAGAUCCAAGCAAUAAGACUGUCUUAAAUGUGGAAGCAGAAGUUCCAGCCGAGGAGGUCACAGCAGCUCCCAAGAGUGCUCUUUCAUGGUUGGUUACUGGGAUACCAGGCAUAAAAGAUCCUCCAAUAGCAAAAACAAAAAAGAAGAGAAUAGAUAAAGCUCUUGUGAAAAAGAAGCAAAGAGAAUGGGAGCUCCGCCAAUUUAAAAAUAUUGAGGAAGCAAUUGAACAUGAACUUACAAUUGAAGAAGCUUGA
Nothoprocta perdicaria is the source of this 793-nucleotide messenger RNA. RefSeq lists its product as uncharacterized. The transcript is spliced from 3 exons. The record is from RefSeq and is a predicted model, not a curated record. The coding region runs from base 164 to 793 and encodes 209 amino acids. Lineage: Eukaryota; Metazoa; Chordata; Aves; Tinamiformes; Tinamidae.